Molecule: messenger RNA, 393 nt
Organism: Aspergillus clavatus NRRL 1
Lineage: Eukaryota; Fungi; Ascomycota; Eurotiomycetes; Eurotiales; Aspergillaceae
Exons: 2
Coding region: 1-393 (130 amino acids)
Source: RefSeq, a predicted model, not a curated record
AUGCACCUCCUCACCCUCUUCCUCCUCCUCCUCGGCACCGUAGCCGCCAUCCAAGCCCCGACCCGCGACGCGCUCAAACCGCGCAACUGGGACCUCCGCCUCCUUGGCCCCGGCUGCGACCCCAACGACUCCAACAUCGACAUCUCGCUCUUCCACCGCUCGGGCUUCGUCGGCGCGUCCUGCGAGGCCGUCGACACCGGCGAGUUCAACACCACCUCCGUCAAGAGUAUCUCGUGGAAGAGCCCCGGGGAGGACCGGUAUGAUCUGUGCAUCUACGGGAAUGCGGGCUGCAGGGGGGCGGCGGCGGAUGUGCUGCGUAGCGGGUGGGAGGUUUGUUAUCCGUUUUCGGGGUGGAAGGGGUGGAAGGUUGUUGCUGCGGAUGUGGCGUGUUGA